UGACCUCCAGCCUUUAAACACGUGCAUGUCCAUCUCUUGAAAUGGGAUGGACUGUGGGUUAUUUGCGCCUUCACAGCAAGGCUCGCCGUUCGGUGUGCACGUGUACAACUCACAGGGGAGUUGUGGGAAAUAUUUUAUGAAUUUAUCAGGCUACUAAUUUAACGUUUGAAGCCAGUACAGGAGUCAGAAGAAAGGGACAAGAACAGUCUUUUUGUCCAUGUCCACAGUCUGGAGUGUGGCCUAACAAGCACAGUCUUGUCCAUCCAUCACCUGUGUUGGCCUCAGGACUACAAUGAACAUUCAGUCUGCUAUCAACAAAGAGGUCUUCAUCCCUCGUGAUGAGCGGAUGUUGGUGGCAGUGGAGGUGCGGAGGAGGAAAAAGAAAAGGAUGUCUUUCCUGCCUACUGGAGCCAAAGGAGACUAUGCCACAUUCAUCUGUGUUUCAGUGACCAACAAAAGGCCACAUCAGCUCCUUAUUACAAAAGUGAAGCUGUUUGGUGGCUCCUCCUCCUUCACCAGGAGGUCCCAGUGGACGGUAGAGCAGCUCCGACAGGUCAAUGGCAUCAACCCCAACAAGGACAGCCCAGAGUUUGACCUGGUCUUUGACAAUGCUGUGGACCAGUGGGUAGCCAGCUCAUCAGCAGACAAGUGUAUCUUUGUCCAGAUCCUGUACCAUGCCUGCCAGACCUACUGGGAAGGGAAAGCAGGGAGUCUGGGCAAGGCUGGCCGCCGGGGGAGAGCCAGUCAGAGCGCUCAACGUGAGGCAGAACCUGGUCCCAGUGACUCCUCACCAGGCUCUGCAUCCAAAACCCUCCAGGCCCGGCGGAAGAGCUACGUUCCCCCCAGACACACAGAGUUUGUGAACUGCCAAUCCAAACUCACAGGAGAUGCCUGCACCAUGAAUCUGGUCAUCUACCGCUGCAAAGCCUUCUUGAAUCGCUUGAAGAAUAUUAUGGUUGCAAACCAAAGUCGAUCAGCUGCUCGAAGGCAGCGAGUCACAGGGAGCACUAUGGGUAAUGUAGUCCACAGGGUGAACGUGGCUCUGGGGGAGCGUGGAGACAGACUGACUCAUGCUGAGGACAAGACUGUGGAGCUGUUACACAGAGCCCAGCAGUUUGCAGACACUGCUCACAAGCUGGCCCUGAAGUAUUCAAAGUAGAGUCUGUUGGAGGAUGAAUGGAAUUCUUCAGGUUGCUUAAGAUGAAUCCUGUAACAUAAAUACUAACACUGUCUGAUGCAGUCUGGACUGAGCAGAUGCAGCUCACCCCUCACACUCCUGUGUAACUGAGUGCAGCAGAGAUAACUAAAUACUCUUCAAAUAAUCUUUGCUCUUCUUGCUUAAGACUAGUGAUGGCCUCAUGAAGCCUCAUGAAUCAUUUUGUUUAUUUUCGGAGCCCACUAGAUGGC
Messenger RNA from Epinephelus lanceolatus (giant grouper), 1407 nucleotides. RefSeq names its product syntaxin binding protein 6 (amisyn), like (gene stxbp6l). The record is from RefSeq and is a predicted model, not a curated record. Lineage: Eukaryota; Metazoa; Chordata; Actinopteri; Perciformes; Serranidae.